AUGGCUAUUGACUGUCUUUUUACGCCUGCUCACCAUCUUGGUACCUUUGAGCUAAUGAAGUGUGACAUUAGGACUGAUCAGGCCGUCGGCCCACAUCCUCCCAUUCUCAGGGGUCUUCGCCAUGUAGCAGAUGCCCUCAAGGCAGCCGGGCAAAAGGUGGUUGAUUGGGAGCCGCCGCUUCAGACUACCACUAAGCGGGUUCAUGUCUCCUUCCUCCUAGCAGACGACGGAAACGACAUCCACCCCCACCUCGUUCUUUCAGGAGAGCCCCUGAUCCCCGACCUCCAAGAACCAUUCCAGCUCAAAGCCGCAAAUUGA
Molecule: messenger RNA, 318 nt
Organism: Podospora pseudocomata
Lineage: Eukaryota; Fungi; Ascomycota; Sordariomycetes; Sordariales; Podosporaceae
Exons: 2
Coding region: 1-318 (105 amino acids)
Source: RefSeq, a predicted model, not a curated record